CUUGUCUCUUUAUUUAGUCUUUCCUGUUUUGUGGCCAGUUAGGCAGAUUGCAGCGGUCAGAGGAGGACAGAGGGAGGGUUGAAGGGUGAGCUGUCAGAGGGACUCGUGGACAGGUCUGUCCAUUUUCACCCCCCCGACCGCUUGUCUUCCUGAGCAGAGCCGUCUAUCCAUCACUCUGACAGAGCUGCCUGCGUCUUGUGGAUAUAACUGCACGACAGUGACACCUGGGAAGGCGAGGGAAACCUGAGUAGAGAGAGGCAGGACUCUGCCCCCCCUUCUCCAACCUCCCCCUUGUCUCCCCCCCACUGUAUGUGGAUGACCUCUGCUGUUCUACUCUGCUCCUCAGCACCAUGAACAAGAUGAAGAACUUUAAGAGGCGUUUCUCUCUUUCUGUUCCUCGCACCGAAACCAUUGAGGAGAACGAGUUUACCGAGCAGAUCAACCAGCUCAACAUUCAGCACAUUCAGGACCUGACUCCAGACAGACUGGGUCCUGGAUCUCAUGAUGUCAGUCCAGUGAGCCCUGAACCAACCACACCGGGAGCUCAAUCCCCGUCCCACCUCCACUACCACAGCAAGGCCCAACAUAGACGUUUCUCCAUGGAGGAUGUCAGUAAGCGCAUGUCCCUGCCCAUGGACAUCCGCCUGCCUCCAGAGUUUCUCAAGAAACUGCAGCUGGAGAGUGAAAAUUCACCACUCUGCAAACCUCUCAGUCGCAUGUCUCGACGUGCUUCAUUGUCUGACAUAGGCUUUGGGAAACUGGAGACAUAUGUGAAGCUCGGCAAACUGGGUGAGGGGACGUAUGCCACAGUGUUCAAAGGGCGAAGCAAACUCACAGAGAACCUGGUGGCGUUAAAGGAGAUUCGGCUGGAGCACGAGGAGGGAGCACCUUGCACUGCUAUCAGAGAGGUGUCUCUACUGAAGAACCUGAAACACGCAAACAUCGUCACGCUGCACGACAUCAUCCACACGGACCGCUGCCUCACGCUGGUGUUUGAGUAUCUCGAUAGCGACCUGAAACAGUACUUGGACAACUGUGGGAAUCUCAUGAGCAUGCAUAAUGUCAAGAUCUUCAUGUUCCAGCUCCUGCGUGGUCUCUCCUACUGUCACAAGAGAAAAAUCCUUCACAGAGACCUUAAGCCGCAGAACCUGCUCAUCAACGACAAGGGCGAGCUCAAACUGGCCGACUUCGGUCUGGCGAGGGCGAAGUCGGUCCCUACUAAGACCUACUCGAAUGAGGUGGUAACUCUAUGGUAUCGUCCCCCUGAUGUGCUACUGGGCUCUACAGAAUACUCCACACCCAUAGACAUGUGGGGUGUGGGCUGUAUCCUUUAUGAGAUGGCAACAGGCCGUCCCAUGUUUCCCGGUGCCACAGUGAAGGAGGAGCUACAUCUCAUUUUUAGGCUUAUUGGGACUCCAACAGAAGAGACUUGGCCAGGUAUCAGCAGUAAUGAGGAAUUUAGGUCUUACCUCUUUCCUCAAUACAGACCUCAAGCACUCAUCAACCAUGUGCCCAGGUUGGACACAGAGGGGAUUGACCUGCUGUCUGCUCUACUGCUGUACGACACCAGGAGCAGAAUGUCCUCUGAAGACUCUCUACGACACUCCUACUUCCUGAGUCUGGGAAACAACAUACACAAUUUGGCAGAUACUGCCUCAGUGUUUUCCCUCAAAGAGUUGCAGCUCCAGAAGGACCCAGGCCACCGCAGCUCAGUGUUUCAACCUCUAGGUCGAGGAAAGAACCGCAGGCAAAGCAUCUUCUAGAGGUCGUGGAGAAGGAACUGAGAUACACAGAGCAGAGCACCUGACUUUUCAGAGCACAGCAUAAAGGCAAACAGAGCUCAGCACAUUCACAAGCAUGCACACACACACACACACACACACACACAGACACACACAAACAUACACUUGCAUGAAAACAUAAGCUCAUGUGCCCCACUCAUUUCCAUCGCAGCUGACCGUGGAGAUACACAGGGUUCCUCUAAAUAAACUUGCACAGCACAUGAAAUGACUGAGCUGAGAUAUACUCCCCUUCCUACACACACACAUACACAUUUGUUUGCUCUCAUUUGCACAAUCAGUGACACUGAACAUGCUGCCGUGACUUAGUUGCACACAUAAGAGAUUUAUAUAUAUCCUGCCGACACACACAUACAUGUCAGCCCUGGAAAUAAAAUGCUCUGUUCUGUUAUACUGUACACAUAUACACACACUUGCCUGAUGUCGUAUUACCACAUACAAUUUCCAACCAGAGCAAACCCAGGACUCUGGCCAUCUAUGGUAGCUACAACAUCUGGAAUCAUCACAGAGUUGCAGGUGUUCAGAAGUAUUGCCUGAACAAUACUGGGACAAACAGAAAUGGGGAAUGGCGCAGUGUGAGUGAAGGUGCAGUUUGAGGUCAGUUUGUUUCCAAAAUUUGCUAACUGUUGUGUCUUACUAAAGUUUAGGUUUGUUUUUCACCAAAACACAAAGAUAUAGCUUAAAGAUACACUCUUUGAAUUUGUUACAGGGCCCAGUGAUCCCUCUGAAUCCUAAAAUUCUGGGAUUUGUGGGUGCUUUCAGGGCCAGAGUCAGGAUUUAACAAAUACUGAGGUCAUGAGGUCCUCUAACACUCUUUCCACUGCCUUCAGAAAAUUUUGACCAGAAGCCAAAGAAAAGCUCUCAGUUUAUUUAUUAAUAUUUCAUUGAUUCUGGCAUUAAGGUUUAAAUGCCCUUUACAUAGUGCCAAAAUUCUGGUGGAGAAAUGCUGAAAAUUUGAUUUAGUUUUAAAUUUUGUUGGCUUACAAGUAGUAGAUUCCAUACAUAUUUCCCCAGGUUUCUUUAAAAAAAACCUGAAAAAAAAAAGAAAAUGGUAAUGGUAGCUUGAGCCCUGAAUGCUAUUAGGCACUUGCUAAAUAACAAACCCAGUGAGUGUAUCUUUACAAUUGGCACAAUUAAAACAAUUAUGUUUUUCUGUGUUAGCUAUAACUGAGCUAACAGGCUAAUUAAGCAGAUAAACUUAACAAUGCCUUCAAAACUAAAAGCUCAAACCUUGUACUGUAUGCUAGUUAAAGCAUAAUCUAAAGAGUUAAUGCAUUAGCAAAUGAUUGUUAGCUACCUGGAUAUGUUGAAUGAUUAGUUCACAGUCAAUAGAUAUGGCAGCUAGAUGUGUGUAUGUCACAUGGCAGUCCUGAAGUUGGACAGUUGGAUAUAAAAGCAGUCCAUUAAAAUGGUAGCAACACGCUGUUCAUUUACAGUACCUCUACUCAUAUGUAACAAACAUAUAGAACCAACAUAAAAUCUGACUCAUCGUGAAUAUAAAUGGAUUCGUGUCAACAAACUUGCCUUGCUACAGCGUCCCUGUGUUUCUACUCAGUGUGGGCUUUUGUUCCAUACAUACGGUGUUAACCGCUGACUUUCACUCCAGUUUUUGAAGUUGCCUUAGUAAACUGUGCAUGAUAUUUUGGUUUGUGAAGAAUCUAUAUUUGAUCUUGUGUAGCCAGUGUGUUAGGAGGCAUUUGCUUUGUGUCUGUAAAUAACUCACUAUGAGUGUAUGUAUUUCUUAUAGUUUCCUAUUUGCACAAACCAGAAGUGUCCUCUGAAGCCUGCUCCCUUCCCUUUGUGUCUUACCUUAGAUGAUACAACAUAUGACCAAAAAACCCUUAACCCUAGACCAGUAAACUGAGAAAGUAUGUCUAACAAGUACUUUCUAGUAGCAAGUUAUUCUCGGUACUACACCAUUACCACUACCCCUUAUGAUUUGUAUGGCUAUGGCAUAUUGCUAUAUUAUAGCUCGGUGAAAGGCCACAAAAGUCACUGUAUAAAACUACAUACAGUAUAACUUUAGACAGUACACUCAGCAGAUGCAGAAGUGAAAUGUUCAAAUCUUCCUUAUCUGGUGUUCUUAUAAGUUCCCUAAUGGCUGUUGGAAUGGAACUCAGAGUUUAAGUUUAUGCCCUUGAAGACGAAAUGAUCUGCAGACACAAACAUGAUGGGGGCUUAUGGCUAAACUACACUACACCUACACUCUCCUCUCUCCUUAUCUGCCCUGACUCCCUCUCCCUCCCUGUCCCUCCUAUGUCCAGUGCUAUUCAGAUGCAGCGGGGGGGAAAAAUACUUAGGUGUAAGCCAUCUACAAUGGGGUUUGGGCCACAUUAAUUAAUUUUGAUGAGGUAUGCACCUUAAACAUUAGGCCACCGGGUUGCCCUAUAGGGUCAGUUUUGGACGAGAAGUCCAUGUAGCCUUUAAAGUUAAAGAAGUGCUCAGUAAAAUACAAAUUAUCUAAUGUGACAACUGGGCAACUUCUGUCUGCUGAGGAAUAUUGUGUGUUACGAUCAGAAGACCAGUAUACACUAGGCAUAGCACAUAUACCUAUUUAAGUCCACAUUAAGCCAAGCAAUUACAUUUAGAACCUUUUAGAGUUUUACAUCAGAUUAUGUUGCUCUCUAGAAAUAAAGAUUUUUUACAGCACUACAGUGCAGCAGCUGGACAGUGACUGCUGGUUAAUAUAAUAUUUAUGAGCAGCAAUUAAAUCACAAUGCUAUACUUGCUCUGUUGUCUGACAACAGAAAAAAUAAAAUAUUUAAAUUAGACCAACUGCGUUGUGAAUUUAGCUUUCCAUAAUUCCAUUCUCUAUUUUCAUUUGUUUUAAAUGUUGAUAUAGAUGAUGACACUGCUCAGCUGUUCUCAUUAAUUUGAAUUUAUGUAUAUUUCAUGAGAUGAUGUCACAACCAUAAAACAAUGAUUUGGUGGUCAGCCAGGCUGUCUGUCUUCACCAGAUGCUGGAAUGGCAAAAAUGGCAUUAAAAAUUGCUUGUUUUAGUGUAGACAUGUGGCAGUACUUUGAGGACAGCAGUGUAUUCAUAUUGGACCGAGAAGACAGUUGAUUUAAAGAGGAACAAAGCAGGCCAUCUUUGCCAAACUGGAACAAUCAUCACUCAACAGAGGAGAAUACCUAUCACACCAAUAAUUAGCCACUUGCUUAUAGUGCAGUCCUGAAAUCCCUCCCAAGGCAGUCACUCUAAAGACUCAAACAUGACUGCCACGUGGUCUAAAGAUCCACAUGUGGUCUUAUCAACUUGCAAUGUGUGAAAGAUUUUACAGAGGUAAAAGGUGUUGGCACGCUUCAAAUGAAAUGCUUGUUGGAUUACUUACUACUCUCCCAGAAUACCUUUCUGACAUUGGAACUGGGUGCCUGGGUCCUACAGAGACGUUUAAAAGUGACAGUCCAACAACGUUCAUGCAGUGAUUGGCCAAGUGUGCCAAGAUGUGAAAGUAUGCAGAAUUUGUAAUUAUCUUUCCAGCUCUCUUUUUCCCAUUUUUCACCAUUUAAUUUCAUAUGUACAAAUCAGUGCACCCCUUUGAAUGAUGGUCAUGUCUUGCCCCUCUCUAUGAUAGUAUUUCACCUUUCUUUAUGUGACCGUUCAUAACACCUAUAAAUACUGUUUCCUUUAGAUGUUGUCAGACAACACUUGGUAUGAACCAGCUCAUUUCAACCUUGCCCUGGUCUUAAUGAUCCACCCUACAGAAGUUAGAUGCCUCAGACUACCCACCAGUCAGUCAGAAUAGUAUAAUCCUUUUGCAUUAGAGGCAAAAUGUCUGGCGAAAUGUACAAUAAUUCCACUUUGACUUGGUAAGAGCAUAUGAAUGACACCUUGAGAUUGCUCAAGGAAGACAGAGGUAGAGAAGCCAAGCGGGUUCUCAGACUAAAUAUAGUCCUGAGUCAAAACGAUGCAAGGUAAUGUUCGGUGGAAACAUUAAACAAGACCUAGAAGCUGGUCCAAGUAGCAGAUCUGACUUUGAAGGUUUCUCACACCCCAAAACUUAUAUUUGCAUAAAUUAUUUUAAUUUGUGUCACAACGAUUGUGUUUUUAAAGAGCAGAAAUAUGGCAUUCAAAUUAGUACAAAGUAAUCUACCAGGAAUAUGCACGUGAAUGUUUGAUUUGCCUUCCUGGGUGAUGUCGCUUUGUGGUCUGGCAAAAGUUGUGUCAGGUUCAUCUUUUUUGCUGGAAUACCCUGAGUUGUUUUGCCAGAUCCCUGUGCAUUGCCAGACUGGCCUAAUUUAAAUUAUGGAACAAAACUAAACAGUUAUCAGUCAGUUGUUGGUUUGACCCUCAAAAGCACAGAACCUCUAAAGCACUCCAGCACCUGGUUGCAGACUGAUUGGAAGAGUCAUAUGUGCUCAUUUAUGUUUGUGUGAGAGUAAAGAGACAAAUUCCAGUGAAAGUCAAAUGACAAUUUCAAGUUUUUCUGUCUCUGAAGUAAAUGAAGCCAAUGGAAGCCGUAUGUUGAGACCAUCCAACUCUCUGUUCACCUGUCAGUGAAAGCCAGCAAAAGUGAAGGCAACAAGGAGAGAAAUUCAGGGCAAAUCUGCAGGGACUUCAGAGUGAUGUAUAGCUGUGGAUGUUACACUUCCAACCUCCCCUUCCCUUCCUUCAGUGGCAGAAGUAUUACUCAGUGUUUAGUUGUGGUAAAUUAAGCUAUUUUAAAUACUGUAAUGAAAAAGAAAUAAUAUAUGUAUUUUAACAGAUGUUUUCAUCUUUCUCAGUCAGUUAAAAAACAAUAGAGCACUGUAUUUAAAAUAAAGUAAAGAAAAAAACAUGCCGAUGAUGUCUAAAUGUUUUAUAAAAGAUAGGUUUAGAUUUUGUAUGAGAUGUGAUAUUUUGUGUGAUUGGUCUACACUGUUAUAAAAUGAGAAAUUGAAUGUACUGUGACUACCAACAGGCAUAAAAUUGAUCGAAUAAUUGAUUAAUUGAUGAAUAAAUAAAUAAUAAACAUA
Scomber scombrus (Atlantic mackerel) is the source of this 6755-nucleotide messenger RNA. It is a transcript of the gene cdk18, whose product is annotated as cyclin dependent kinase 18. The transcript has 16 exons. Gene Ontology annotation, molecular function: protein kinase activity; ATP binding. The record is from RefSeq and is a predicted model, not a curated record. Gene Ontology annotation, biological process: protein phosphorylation. NCBI's taxonomy places the organism in Eukaryota, Metazoa, Chordata, Actinopteri, Scombriformes, Scombridae. Bases 351 to 1763 code for a protein of 470 amino acids. Gene Ontology annotation, cellular component: nucleus; cytoplasm.